ACAUGUAAACAUAGUCACUGAAUGCUAUUAAUAUUUAAAUAGUAGGUGGGUUUAAUGUAGUAUAAACAAACCUCACAUUGGAUGUCCCUUUUUUCUGUACAUAUAAACUGAGUCAAGUCAGUGAAGGAAGACAGUAAGUCAACCCGACAGAUUGAACAUUGUACCACAGCUUGAAAAGUGGUCUGUUGAUGAAAAACAGGGGCAUGCUACAUAUGAGGAUUUAUUCAACUUUGAAAAUGUUUGACUCAAGAAUUAUGGAGCACAACAGGCAAAGAAUACAGUAUUGCUUUCCGGACAACAAUUCAUCAUGUUUCAAAGAUAUCAAACCUGAAGUGGAGUAUGUUAUUUUGUAUAUUUUCAUUUUUUUAGCAUCAAUGUUCACUGUGUUUCUGAACAUGCUGGUGAUCAUCUCCAUCUCUCACUUCAAGCAGCUUCACACUCCAACCAACCUGUUCAUCCUCUCUCUGGCUGUGGCCGACCUGAUUGUGGGACUGAUUGUUAUACCAUUAAUGGGCAUCAGAUUCAUAGAAUCAUGCUGGUACUUUGGAGAGACAUUUUGUUCUCUAUUUUUAUUUAUAGUUUUUGUGGUUGUUUCAGCAUCUCUUGGUAAUUUAGUCUUUAUAUCUAUAGAUCGUUACAUUGCUGUGAGUGACCCUUUGAGAUACACAGUGAGGGUCACAACUGAUAAAGUUGUUUUUUGCAUUAUUUUGAACUGGCUGUGUUCAAGCAUAUAUUCUGUCUUUAUCUUAUAUAAUACAAUGUUUUACCCAGAGACACACGGAAGGUGUUACGGCGAAUGUACAGUUUCUUUUAAAUUUGAACAUUUUGUCACAGACCUCAUAGUCACUUUUGUUGCCCCUUCUUCUGUAAUCAUGUCUAUAUAUGUGAAAAUCUUCUGUGUUGCUACACAUCAGGCCAAGGUUGUAAAUUCUGUCACAGGUGUCAGCAGGUCACAAAGAAAGGCAGCAAAAACUUUGGGUAUUGUUGUAAUGGUUUACUUUAUGUGUUGGAUACCAUACUAUAUUGUCAUCCUUAUUGAAGGAAAUGAGUCAACAGAAUCAAUUGAAUUUAAUGUAACAUGCUGGAUUGUGUACAUGAAUUCCUGUAUGAAUCCACUUAUCUAUGCACUGUUUUAUAAAUGGUUUAGAAUAUCAGCUAAAUACAUUGUGACUUUAAAUAUAUUCAAACCAUCAUCAGAAUAUUUCAGUAUUUUCCAGGAGGAUAAAUGA
Messenger RNA from Megalobrama amblycephala (Wuchang bream), 1229 nucleotides. Its product is annotated as trace amine-associated receptor 13c-like. NCBI's taxonomy places the organism in Eukaryota, Metazoa, Chordata, Actinopteri, Cypriniformes, Xenocyprididae. Gene Ontology annotation, biological process: G protein-coupled receptor signaling pathway. The record is from RefSeq and is a predicted model, not a curated record. Gene Ontology annotation, cellular component: membrane. The transcript has a single exon. The coding region runs from base 189 to 1229 and encodes 346 amino acids. Gene Ontology annotation, molecular function: trace-amine receptor activity.